AUGAAUAUAAGACACGUAGAAGGCUGUGAAUAUAACGAAAAAGAAAAUGAUAAAGCAUAUAAAGAUGAGAUUAAAAAGGUUAUGGAAAAUUUAAUAAGUGAGAGGAAAAAACAUUUCCAAGAGCAAGAUAAUUAUUAUAAUGAUACACGAAUAUGUGCUUGUCCUAAUAUAUUUUGUAAUAUUUAUACAGAUCUAUAUAAUUGGUUUGGUUUUAAAAAUUGUAAAAAGAUAGAUACAGAAUCAUUAAAUACAUGUUUUACGGAUAUAACAAAUGGGGGUGUAGGAUAUUAUGAAAAGUUGAUUGUAUUAGGAAGUAGAAUUUUAGAAUUAUAUAGUGAAUUACAUUUUUUUAAUAAAUAUAAUUAUGAAAAAGAUAAAGAAAUUGUUCAAGAUUUACAUAAAAGUCUUACACCAAUUAAAGAUGUCGUUUAUCAUUAUUUAUAUGUUCAAAAAAGAAAAAAUCGUAUAAUAUAUAAAAAUAGUUUAUAUUUAUUUGGAUAUUCUUAUUUAUAUACACCUUUAUUUUUUAAUAAUAAAAAUUCUAUUAUAAAAUAUGUUAAAGCAUGUAUAGCAUAUUCAGUUAAAUUUAGUAGAGCAAAUAUCUUUUCAUGGAUGCCAGUUUUAAUAGAGCAUAUAUAUCACUCUCAAAAAUUAAAAAUUUCAAACAUAGAAGAAGAAAAUGAAUUGUUACAAGACUUACAAGAAUAUUUUGGUUAUCAGUUUGAUUAUAUAUUACCUAGAAUAGCUGAAUGUUUUAGUCAUCAUAAUCUGUAUAUUAAAAAUUCACAUCUAACAGGAUUACAUAUUAUUCGUAUCUUUGCUAACGACUAUUUUUCCCUUUUAGCUGAUGACGUAAACAUUGAGGGAAAGGAAAGAGCUAUAUGGGUGCGAGAAGAAACCGAUGCAUUUUUAAACUCCAUGUGCAUAGAAAUAUUUAGUGGGUGCAUGGUGUCACUAAACAAAUAUUUAAAUGAAAAAAAUGUGAAGAUAUCUAAAAUAAGAGAUAUUUUUGAGAUGAUAGUAUCAUCAUGUUGGGUUUUAGGAAAUGAAAAAAGAAAUAAAAUAUGGGUAAGUGCAUUAAUACAAAGAUUAAGACAAGUUCAAUUGUUAACUCAAAUAACUACAAUAGAGCAAUGGUCUUAUAGUAUAAAAAAAUAUAAUGAUAUGAACAUAAAUAAUUUUGUAAAGGAUAUUUACAAUUUUAAUAACAUAAAUGGAAAUAUAUUAUCUCCCUUCCAAUUACAAAAUUUAAAUAUUUAUUUACCUCCUAAAGAGACAAAUAUUAAACAAAUCCCAUAUUAUACAACAUUAUCCGAUAAAUAUAAAAAUCGAUUUAAACAAGGAACUGGUAAAAUCGAGCAAGAACAUCCAAAUGGAUGCAAACUUUAUGAUGUUUUAAGUAAUAUUACAAAUAAUAUACAAAAAAGUUUUAAAUCUAGAACCUCAAAACAUUUCCAAACAACAAUAGUAAAAAAAUCUUUGACUCCAAAUCAACCAAAUAAUUUUCCAGAUAUGAGAUUUAGCAAUUUUAAGACAGAAGUGACUUUUAAUGAAGUUCCAACGAACAUUAUUAAUACAGGGCAUUUAGACCAUUUAAAGUAUAACCAAGAAAAUAAUAAAAGUGUUUCAAAAAAUAAAAAUAAUAAAAUUCCCGUUAAAAUAAAAUAUAUUAAAGAUUCAAAAGAUGAUGAUAAAUCAAAAUAUGUUAUAGAAAUCCCAAAAAAGGAAUUAAAAGGAAAGAAUAGCAAAGAUCAUAUAAAAGCUGUGUUAUGGGGGAAUAGCAAGAAGGGAUUAGAAAUUAAGCUUCCCGUUGAGACAAAUAAUAAAAUAUAA
Molecule: messenger RNA, 1833 nt
Organism: Plasmodium vinckei vinckei
Lineage: Eukaryota; Apicomplexa; Aconoidasida; Haemosporida; Plasmodiidae
Product: conserved Plasmodium protein, unknown function
Exons: 4
Coding region: 1-1833 (610 amino acids)
Source: RefSeq, a predicted model, not a curated record